AUGCUGAUUUUAGUUCUGCUCGUUCCAUUCCACUUUUUACCGUUACUGUUGGAGUUCGGAGGUAUGGAAUGUCACACCAAUCCACUCUGGUGUCCCGAGGGUCCACCCAGUGCCUCUGAACGUAGUUGGCUCACUCCGCUACUCACCUGGCCAGCAGACUGGACGGCGUUUGUAAGCCCCGGGGCAAUCCUUCUCACAAUCGGUCUGUCCGGCAUUGUUGGACGUCUUCUCGCUGCCAUGUACAUUGAAAAAGGUGUUGGAACAGGUUGUCGUGCGUUUCAACGUUGUCCAUGUGUGGGCGAUCCUUUGAUCCUGAACAAUGUUCUCCUGGUGUUAUGUGCCAUCUCACUUGCUUGUUUUCCUCUGGCCAUACACGGAGUGAUUUUAACUCCGUCGCGAACCGAUCGGGACGAUUUUGAACGGUACGGUGCCGUGGUGACCGGUGAAAACGGACGACCGGAACAAAUUCAGGCUUGGUCCGUCGAAUUCCGACUGAUGCUGUUUUUUAUCGCCUCAGUGAUUUACGGCGUGGCUUGCGGUAAGUUCAACCUGUUAUCUUCUUGA
Messenger RNA from Echinostoma caproni, 564 nucleotides. The record is from the annotation of a GenBank genome assembly. NCBI's taxonomy places the organism in Eukaryota, Metazoa, Platyhelminthes, Trematoda, Plagiorchiida, Echinostomatidae.